GCUGUCACUCAGCUCUCUGGUUCACCUCCAUCAGACGCACUGAAAACGAACAGGACACCCCUCAGCCAACAUGAACCUUUUCUGCUUUUCACUGGAGGGUUCUAUGGACAGCCUGUAUGAGGCGGUGCAGAGCUCCAGUGACGGUCCACCACCGCCGAUCCCCAGCCGUUCCUCAAGCCGCUCAUGCAGCCGCUCCUGCAGCCGCUCAUGCAGCCCAGCAGUUCUGCUGGACGACAACACAAAGUGGCGAGGCUCUGGAAGAUCUAUUUCUAUGGAGAUGCCUCAGAUGCAGGGGAUCAACUAUAAUCAAAAGAAAAGAAGAACACAUAUAUCCAAAUCAGCAUCAGAUAAUGAAGCACUUGAUAACCCUGGCUGUAAUACUGCUGUUUGGCAACCCGCCAAGAGCCGAGAAGAUUUAGUCCACAUCACCAACAAUCACAAUGAAGAGACGAGGAAGACUAAACACAGAACAGAAACCAAAGAAGGGAAAGGAGCUCAUCAUUCCGGCACAAAGAAAAAGGAGAAACCACCCUCAAGCCAGAGUGUCCAUGCCAACGGCGCGGCGACAGAGUCUAAACCUGUGAAAAGAAGCCAAAAACCCGGAAAGAAAGCAGCUGGAAAGAGUGGGAAAGAGGGAUCAAAGAAAAAUCACAGCUCCAUAGUGCACUCCCCGCCAUGUGCUGUGAGCCCACCCAUGGGACCCCACUAUCUGGAAGUGCCAUACAGGUCAAAUAGGAGGCCAUACCUGGGCAAGUCCUCCACCCUCCCCGCUCAGGAGAACACAACGCCAGGCCGAUGCUCAGACAUGAUCUCCCUCCCUGGUGGAGCAACGCCCACCCACCACCAGAGAUGGAGCAGCCCAGGUGACAGCAGCCCUGCCUGGGGGACCAUCCAGCACACGUGCCGCAGGCCUCUCACAGAAUAUCGAGUGUACUCCCAUGACUUUGCCACACCCCAUGGGAAGGAGUGGGAGGGAAGACAGCAGCAAGGGACGGCCCAGGAUGGGAGCUUGAAACAGGACUGUAAAACCCAGAUUCCCCCAAAGGUGCCGCGAUCUGUCACAGAUGUGGAUCUAUCAGAAUCAGAUCGCUCUACCAGCUUCGGCAGGUUUGAAGGUCUCAGACAUCACUCUUCACUAGCCAAACCAGAGGAAAAUGGAACAACUAUGCUAACAGAAGAGUGUGAGAGUCUGGACCCAAACAAAUCUGCUUCACUUGGGAAGAAGAUGAAGGCAAUUUCACUGACCAUGCGCAGAAAAAUGGGCAAAAAACACGCCAAGUCUUUUUCUGAAGAGACAGGUGAUGACACGGACAAAGAUCCAGAGGCAGAGACAGAGGCUGGCCCUCCGGCUGAGAAAGACUCUGCAAAAACAAGCAACUCUUUAGAGAGUCUCUACAGUGGACAGAGCUCCUCUAGUUCAGGUGGUGUGACCAGUGAGUCCAAUGGUUCCGGUCAGAGAGACAGUCUGAGGCUGGAGGAGGACUGCCCCUAUCAGGGACAGUUCUGUGGCAGAGCUCGUGUCCACACAGACUUUGUUCCCAGCCCGUAUGACACAGAUUCCCUCAAACUCAAGGUUGGUGACAUUAUCAACAUCAUCAGUAAGCCUCCAAUGGGCAUCUGGACAGGCAUGCUGAACAACAAAGUGGGCAACUUCAAGUUCAUCUAUGUGGACGUUUUGGUGGAGAAAGAGGAAGAAGAGGAGGCUCCCAAGAUCAGACAACAGAAGCUGUGCAAGAGACCUCGACCUAAAACACUGCUGGAGUUACUGGAGCGACUGAAUCUCGAGGAGUACGCCUCCGCCUUGCUGCUAAACGGCUACCAGACGGUGGAGGACCUGUUGCACCUGCAGGAGAAACACCUGGUAGAGCUGAAUGUCAAAGACCCCGAGCACAGGCGCAAGCUUCUCGCUGCUGCUGAAUAUCGCUACACAGAAGGUGAUGAUGUCAGGGAGACAGAGGAGCACAAAUCCUCCCACAGACUACAGGAAGAAGACAGCGAUUGUCCCAGAGACUCAGGCUGCUUCAUCCCGUCUGAAUGCUCAGACAGCAAGGAGGACACGGAGCAGCUCACAGACACUGUGGAUUCUUAAAGUGAUUACUUGUCAGAUGGACACUUUGACAUUUGAAAUUCAAAGUUCUUAUGGAGAUUAUCCCUUCAUUUUCUCCAAAUGUCAUGUUGUUAUCCCUUAUUCCACAAGCUAGCCACAAGCUUGCCUAAUGUAGAAGCUUUUCAAAAGUGUAAUAUGUAUAGGAAGAAACAAACAACACAUAUUAUAAAUGUCAUCUUAUCCAUUUGUCACUUUAUCAAGAUAAUAAUCAAGCUGUAAGAUUCUUGAUUUUUUUUUAUUUUAUGUUGUUGUGUGACAUGUCCUUGAUUAAAUGUCACUUGUAUUUAUUGCAUUCUAAAUCAUUCAGUGUUUUCCAUAUAACGCCUUUAUUUAUCAACAUCUGCAUCAUUUUGACCUUCCUCAUCAAAUCCAAUCUCAGCUCAACAUUUCCCCAUGAAUUAUUGAUGAAUUAGGUGAGGGGAUGUUUUUGCAAUGGGUUUAAACAAUGCGUAUUCAAAUACUGCCUAUAAUGUAUACUGUACAGAAAAACUGUUAUUUUCUGAAAGUGUGUGUGUGUGUGUGUGUGUGUGUGUGUGUGUGUGUGUGUGUGUGUGUUUGUGUGUGUGUGUGUGUGUGUGUGUGUGUGUGUGUGAGAGAGAGAGAGAGAUAGCCUGUGUGUGCACUCAUUCAACUGUUUUCACAACUUUUUGUAAAUAAAAUAAAGAAUGACAUACAAUCAAA
Molecule: messenger RNA, 2788 nt
Organism: Dicentrarchus labrax (European seabass)
Lineage: Eukaryota; Metazoa; Chordata; Actinopteri; Moronidae
Gene: samsn1a
Product: SAM domain, SH3 domain and nuclear localisation signals 1a
Exons: 15
Coding region: 71-2089 (672 amino acids)
Molecular function (GO): protein binding
Source: RefSeq, a predicted model, not a curated record